GAAACGGUAUGCGCCUUGCCAUGAUGGAUGCUCAACAACCGUUACCAAACUUUGCCCUAUGUCCGCAGUUGACUUCCACCUCUGCAUCUCUUCAGCAUGGAGGUGCCGCUCGUCACGACGUUGCCGCCCCCAUCUACGCUUCCAGCAAACAGGCAGGCCAAUCAGCAGCUCAUCUUCGACUUCACCAAAAGGAAGAAAUGGGCAGAUUUGCUCGUGACAGAGCUAACAGAGGUCGUUAUGCUAGUCCUCUCGGACGACGGUACAGUGCUGUACAGUGGCCCGGCGGUUCAGAGCUUGCUAGGGUGGGCCGAUGAGGAGCUAAUAGACAUGAAUUUUUGCGACAUCAUGAACGAUGAAGACGUAAGCGUGUUUAAGCGACAGUUUGCGGAGUCCAUCCGGGCUGGAACAGACCUUCUGUCGUAUGCUCGCUUGCGAUGCAAGUCAGAGCAAGAUUUCUACGGGCCUAGCAUGCCUGUCAUCCCUGCCAUUCCUCCGCAGCCAUCUGCAGACGGUAACAUCCCGCAACUUCAGUCCACAAGGCCACCCGCGAAAGAGGUUUUCUUCGAGAUCAAGGGUUAUCCGCACUUUGGUGCCGACUCAGCCCCGAACUUGUUCAAUGCGUCGGACGUGCAUGCUAUGGCAAAUAUGGAACCUCAAGCUGGCCCCUCGAACAAGGUUUCACCAAGCGCGAGCAACGUCUUUAAGUGCUUCUUCGCCAUGGCCAAACCGUAUCCCAGUCGCAAUACUGCCAUGCUGAACACUUUCCUGGAACUGAAGAUGGAGAACGAACGGCUGCAACAGCGGUUGCGCGAUGCGAAGGCCAAAGCUGAAGCCUUGGACCGUGCCCAGGCGCAAAGGCGGGUUUGGUCCUCUCACCCAUUCCCACAACAGAUGCCGUAUGCUAGUCAAACCGAAACACACAGUUCCGGUGCUCCUUCUUUCCAGUCGUUUGCGUGGACUCAAAACUCUGCUGUCUCCGGUCCGAGUCGUAGCUUCGACUCUAGGCAAUUCUAUCCGAGGCUCACUGAUUCAACCGUCAUCGGCGGCUCUUCUACGCAUACCACAGGAUCGUUGAACUCCGCGAAUACUGAGCGCGCCGAGUUAGCUGACCCAUCUGCGGACCACACGCUUCCCCGAAAGAAGAGCAAGAAGUCUCUCACACAAGAGCAGUAUUGCUGCAUGACCUGUGGCAGGACCGACUCGCCUGAAUGGCGCAAGGGUCCUCAGGGUCCAAAGACCCUCUGCAACGCUUGUGGCUUGCGGUGGGCGAAGUCGGUCCGCACAAACCCUUCCCUGGCUACGGAGGGUGAUCCGCCUACCGAAGCCUAGAUCCUCCAGCUCGGACCCUUGCUCGUGAGAUUUAGCUUAGACGGCAAGAGCCGCUAUCACCACCCUCGAAGUCUGACGGGUUGUCCGCAAUCCGUAUCCCGAAGUUGUAUUUGCUUUCAUGCGCUGUCGCUUCCUUCGAUACUUCUUUGGCCAUAUGCCCUGCUUUGUUCGCGUUCCACUCGCUAUGCCUCGUAUAUUCGGUUAUGUUUAGCACCCGCUGUCAAGUCUAUCCAUAUGCAUUAGCCCUGUUACUAUCAGCGAAGAUAACAGGCUGUCAAGGAGAAUAUUAAUGUACGGAGAGCUGACCUCGCAAGGCAGACGAACAGGGUAGGGGUUCGAGUGCGACACAUGGAAAUCCACAAGCUGGUGAUCGAUGAGACUCUUGGUACAGAAAGAUAAACAACGGAGAGCGGGUAUGGAGCGACGUGUUCAUAAAGAGGUGACGAAAACGAAGGUGAAUAGGUGAACACAUAAUACAUGUAGAGCAUAGGAUGUACAACAUGUGAUGUACAACAUAGGAUAUCAAACAACACGUAGGAUAUACAAUAGGGAAUAAAUAUCGGCAAGCGAAGACGAGUGUUGUAUAGUACGACGAUCGUCUAGGCGUUCAUGAAUGUGGUGGGGUCCAGCUCUGAGGAAGAGAAGAGGUUGAAGGUGUACGAGAAGCCCUCCGUUGUGCGCGCAGCGGCGUCAAGGUCCAUCGGUGUCGCGAGGCUGAGGCUGGCACUUAUAGCCGAGAGGCUUUGCGGCGCAGCGUUCCCCACACGGGCCUUCACUGUGUUCGCGCGCGACGCGGGUUCGUCGAAACACCCGCCGUCAAGGGCGGGCUGAUCGGGCGCAAAGUUAAAGACGUCCUCGAGUUUGAAUGCGUCUGCGGGCGCGGGCGGCUGCGAGGCCAUGUCCCAGGCGAGCGCCGAGCCUGCGCUGGGCGUCCUCGCGCAGGGCAGGAAGCAGUGCGUGCCCGGUGUGCCUUGUGCUGGCGAUGUUUCGGGCAUAGCAUAUUCCGAGCCGGCGAGGCUCGCGUGGCUCAGCACGGAGAUGAGGGCAUCCGCUGCUCCGGAGGAAGGCCCGGCGAGGCGAGAGGUCUGAGAGAACGCUCUGCGUCGCGGCCGCUCGACGAGCGCGUUCUGCAGCGAAGAGGACGAGGCAGAUGAAGAGAGCAUGCGAGAGAACGCUGAUGAUUGGUUGAAGUUGGACUCUGAGGCAACAGCAGUCCAAGCUGCAGGAGUAGACGAUGCGUCAGAA
Phanerochaete carnosa HHB-10118-sp is the source of this 2574-nucleotide messenger RNA. RefSeq lists its product as uncharacterized. Gene Ontology annotation, molecular function: zinc ion binding; sequence-specific DNA binding. The transcript has 5 exons. The coding region runs from base 97 to 1329 and encodes 410 amino acids. Gene Ontology annotation, biological process: regulation of DNA-templated transcription. NCBI's taxonomy places the organism in Eukaryota, Fungi, Basidiomycota, Agaricomycetes, Polyporales, Phanerochaetaceae. The record is from RefSeq and is a predicted model, not a curated record.